Rhineura floridana is the source of this 7121-nucleotide messenger RNA. It is a transcript of the gene APBA1, whose product is annotated as amyloid beta precursor protein binding family A member 1. Gene Ontology annotation, biological process: chemical synaptic transmission. NCBI's taxonomy places the organism in Eukaryota, Metazoa, Chordata, Lepidosauria, Squamata, Rhineuridae. The transcript has 14 exons. Gene Ontology annotation, molecular function: protein binding; amyloid-beta binding. Gene Ontology annotation, cellular component: plasma membrane; dendritic spine; cytoplasm. Bases 468 to 2909 code for a protein of 813 amino acids. The record is from RefSeq and is a predicted model, not a curated record.
UGCAGACCAAACCAGGGAGGAGUGGAGGAGGAGGAGGAAGAUGGUGGAGGGAGAGGCUGGGCUAGCAGCUGAAGGGCAAGCUUCGUCCCAGGUUUCCUGCCCCACACCGCACAGCUGCUGCCAUCCGCAUCCGUGUCAGACCUGCCGCUGCUGCACGCAGUGAGCGGCGUUGGUGCACAGGCUCCGAGCAAAAGGAGGAGGAUAGAGGCAAACUAUCGUGACUAGAACCAGGGCCUUUUCGGUGGUGGCCCCCGAAUUGUGGAAUAGUCUCCCCGAUGAGGUACGCCUGGCGCCGACGCUGCUAUCUUUUCGGCACCAGAUUCGUUUGGAUAUUUAUUUGGACAACUGGAUGGCAUAUAUUGAUCUGUAUACGGGAACUGGAAUGGAUGUACUAAUGGUUACUGCAUUGUUAAUCCUCAACACACAAAAUGCCAAUAGAAUAAGUGAAGUACCCUCUAGAACCUGCCAUGAACCAUUUUGAGGGACUGCCUGAAGGAGAGGUGAAUGAUGAACUAAGAAGCAGAGAGGUGAAUGAAUCUGUGGAGGCCGAUUUGGAACAUUCUGAGGUAGAAGAUGAACAGCAACAUUAUGCCAUUCGUUUCCCCAGAUGUGCCAAUGGCAGCCUUGAAAGGCGUUCUAGACAGGAAGAGGAGGGCACGUUAGCAAGGUCAGCUAGCACUGAGAGUGGUUUCCACAAUCACACUGAUACUGCUGAGGGAGAUGUCAUAGCCACAGCAGAGGAUGGCUACGAAGGAGAUAGAGUGCUAGAGAAUGACGAUGAGAGUGCCUAUGCAGUGCAGUACAGGCCUGAGGCAGAGGAGUACACAGAAAAUGCUGAGGCAGAACAUGCCGAGACUAUUCAUAACCGAACUCUUCCCAACCACUUGCACUUUCAUUCUAUUGAGCAUGAGGAAGCCAUGAAUGCAGCCUAUUCAGGCUAUGUGUAUACCCACCGGCUCUUCCACCGAGGGGAAGAUGAGCAGUAUGCUGAGCCCUAUGCUGACUAUGGGCUUCAGGAACAUGUGUACGAGGAGAUAGGUGACACCCCUGACCUUGAUGUCCGGGAAGGUCUUAGACUCUAUGAGCAGGAGAGGGAGGAGGCUGACAACUAUCGGAAGGAAGCUCUGGGUGCGCGGCUCCACCACUAUGAUGAACGCUCUGAUGGAGAGUCUGACAGCCCUGAGAAGGAGGCAGAAUUUGCUCCUUAUCCAAGGAUGGACAGUUAUGAACAGGAGGAAGACAUUGACCAAAUUGUGGCUGAAGUCAAACAGAGCAUGAGUACUCAGAGUCUGGACAAAGCUGCUGAAGACAUGCCAGAAGCAGAGCAGAAUGUGGACACUAGUAAUGCUCCUGCUAAUGUGCACCAUGAAAGCAACAGUCAAUUGUCAGUCAGCUCUAGGCCUUCUGUUAAUGUGGGAGAUUCAGUGCAAAGAUAUAGCAAGGAAAAAAGGGAUGCAAUAUCACUGGCUAUCAAAGACAUUAAAGAAGCUAUUGAGGAAGUGAAGACAAGGACCAUCCGUUCUCCUUAUACCCCCGAUGAACCGAAAGAACCCAUUUGGGUGAUGAGACAGGACAUCAGCCCAACCAGGGAUGAUGAGGAUCAGAGGCCACUAGAGGGAGAUUCUCCAUCUCCUGAUUCAUCUUCACCACGGGGUGCUGAAUCAUCAAGUGUACAACAUCACCAAGAUGUCUGUGGUACGGCAGAAACCCCCACCAAUAAGGAGUCAAGAAAAAGCCUGGCUUCUUUCCCAACCUAUGUUGAAGUUCCUGGGCCCUGUGAUCCUGAAGAUUUAAUUGAUGGAAUCAUAUUUGCUGCCAAUUACCUUGGCUCUACUCAGCUUCUUUCAGAUAAAACACCAUCCAAGAAUGUAAGAAUGAUGCAGGCUCAGGAAGCUGUGAGCCGAAUCAAGGCCCCUGAAGGUGAAUCUCAGCCCAUGACAGAAGUCGACCUCUUCAUCUCAACACAGAGAAUAAAAGUGCUGAAUGCAGACACUCAGGAAACUAUGAUGGAUCAUCCUCUGAGGACCAUUUCCUACAUUGCAGAUAUUGGAAAUAUAGUUGUACUGAUGGCUCGCAGGCGAAUGCCAAGAUCUAAUUCCCAGGAUAAUGUGGAGGCAUCUCAUCCCUCCCAGGAUGGGAAGAGGCAGUACAAAAUGAUCUGCCAUGUCUUUGAAUCUGAGGAUGCACAGCUAAUUGCACAGUCCAUAGGCCAGGCAUUUAGUGUGGCCUACCAGGAAUUCCUGAGGGCCAAUGGAAUAAAUCCAGAAGACCUGAGCCAGAAGGAAUAUAGUGACCUGCUCAACACCCAGGACAUGUACAAUGAUGACCUGAUCCACUUCUCUAAGUCUGAAAACUGCAAAGAUGUUUUCAUUGAGAAGCAAAAGGGAGAAAUUCUGGGUGUAGUGAUUGUAGAGUCCGGAUGGGGAUCCAUCUUGCCUACUGUUAUCAUUGCCAAUAUGAUGCAUGGAGGACCAGCUGAAAAAUCUGGAAAACUGAACAUAGGGGACCAAAUCAUGUCUAUCAAUGGGACUAGUUUGGUUGGCCUACCACUCUCUACAUGCCAGAGUAUCAUAAAGGGGUUGAAAAAUCAGGCCAGGGUUAAGCUGAAUAUAGUCAGAUGUCCUCCAGUAACCACUGUCCUCAUCCGAAGACCAGACCUCAGAUAUCAACUAGGCUUCAGUGUACAGAAUGGCAUUAUCUGUAGCCUUAUGCGAGGAGGGAUUGCAGAGCGAGGAGGAGUACGAGUGGGCCACCGAAUCAUUGAAAUAAAUGGGCAAAGCGUUGUGGCAACACCUCAUGAAAAGAUUGUCCACAUUCUCUCAAACGCUGUUGGUGAGAUUCAUAUGAAGACCAUGCCAGCUGCCAUGUACAGACUUUUGACAGCACAGGAACAACCAGUUUACAUCUAAAACUCAUCUUCCUUGUGUAUGGAGGACGUUUCUUCUCAUUAGUGGUGUUUUCUUGUGCUGCAUUUUGGUGUCUGCAGCAACAUCUCUCACUCGUUUCCUCACCUUUGAUCAUUCUGCUGCGUACAAGAUGACAUUUUUGGUUGUGCCUUUUUAUUACUAGUUUACUACUAGAGAAUAGAAAAAUAACCAAGGCUUUCUUUGACACACACACACCAUGCUACAUCAUCAUGUUAUGCCUCCAUGGCUAUUAGGACAAAGAAUAAAAUUAGAAAGCUUUUUUUAUAAAAUAGGACAAAAUAUAGGGUAAAAUUCUAUUCUUUGGCUGAUAGAAAGGAUGUUGACCUGUUUUAUCCUGCAAAGUUGCUAUUACAUAUAUGUUAGGAGAGCAACAGGAUGAUAAUUUUGCCCCUAGCAAAAAGUUGAUAUAUGUUUGAAAAAGGAACGUGGAUGAUAACUUGGCUUUUCGGUGAGCACUGCCUCCCUAAUGUAGCUCAACAUCUGUAUAUCAGGAAAGCAUUACUGUAAGGUGCUGCUCAUCCCAUGCUAUAAACCCUCUAGGACUAAAAUGUGCGUUGUUGAUGGAGUAUGUGCUUUCAAAUUUUGGUCCCAGGGAUCGAAGUCUUUUUUCCCCUUUCCCAAAAGUCCCUUAUUUUUUAGGUGUAGCAUGAUUUUUUGCAAAUGGGUUUUCUAUUCCCCACUUCCUUUCUAAGACAAGAGUGAUUUAACAGAAACAGUGUGGGGGUAGUGGGAAAAGACUGCUGACAGAUCUUAACUUUCUAAGCUUUUUCAUUUGUGUAUGUACGAACGUGUAUGUGGGCUGAUAGGUUGUCACAUUUUAAAACUAUAUGCUUGAUUUUUUUUUUAACAAGUCUACAUACAGUUCUAAAUUGUUGUAUUGUUCUGAGCCAGUUUACUUCUAACAGAUCUUUGGUCCAAAAGUUUGUAUUUACAUUUUUAAAAGACUAUUUCUCAUUAAUUUUGGACCAUUUCAGAAUAGUGGAAGGUAUACAUUUAAUUUAUUUUGUAAUAUAUAUAUAUAUAUAUUAUAUAAAAUAUAUGUAAAGUUAAUCCCACACCUGGGAUGCUAAAGGUAAAAUGUUCACUUACUGUAGAUGCUUGUGCAAUGAAAGAAUAUUCCAAAAUGUUUUGGUCAUAUUUAAAAUCAAGGGGAUCAGUAGACUGUAAUAGUUGUAGUAAGACUAUUUAGGCAAAAACACAAGACUGUGGUCCUGUGGCACCUUAAACCCUUAUACAUUUAUUAUAGCAUAAGCAUUUUUGGAGGUAAAGCCCACAAAAUAUUAUGCCACUCACAAUACAUGUGUUGGUCUUUAAGGUGUCUCAGUAGUCUCUGUUAGAAACACAGCUACCUUUCUGGAGUCUAAUAUUUGUGUAGGAGGUAGGAAAUAAGUAUAAGCUGACAGCCUGAUUUAGGAUAUUCCUGGUGUAUUGGGGCAGAGGAAGAGAUUGAAGUGUUUGCAUUUUGCAUGGUUAUGCACAUGUUGCAGAAAUGUAAUGGUGUACUCCUUGGGAUUCAGUGCACUGCAUGGGUGUUACAUGUGGAUCCUAGCUCCUACUACAUGCAUAGAAGUUCUGGAACAGUGAAGAUCUGGUUGUGUUAUAAUAGCACCCUGAACCACAACAAUAACUGUGAUACAAACAAGUUGUUGGGGAGGAAGAAGUGGCUACACAACAUUGUAGUGGAAUGUUAAUUGCCUUUUUCAUUCACAAAAAUAAUUGUUCAUGUAAGAUUCCAUAUAGUAGAGUAUAGGAAAGCUAUACAGUAAGAAAAAAAAUACUAUCUUUCAACCUAGACAACUCUAGCAACCCAAUCCUAUCUGCUUAGAUACAUGGUAGCGCAUUGAAAUCAGUAGGCAACUCUGCAUAGGAUUGGACAGUAGUUGUGUAUAUUUGGCUGCAAGUUUGGGCCCAGUAAACUAUCAGAUGCUGUUGCUUUAGUGAAACUAAGUGGGCGUGUAUCUGGACAGCAUGCUGGAUAGGAGACCACUAGUAGCUUUUUGUAAGCAAGACUUUUUUUAAAAAAAAUUGCUGCAAUUUUUCAAAGCAAAACAAUAAAAAUGACUUUCAGGAGCUAGGUUCUGAAUUUAAUAACAGGAAUCUAUUUGACUUAGUUGUGACACAGAGGUAGUGAGAUGAAAAUGAAAAAAAAGAGGGGGGAAAUCAUCACCGUGCAUAAUUUUUCAAGGUUUUACAAAGGGCCUGAAAAAUGUGGGGUUUGUGUCUUUUUAUAGCUUUUCUACCUGGACAAUGGGCAGUGAGCAGGGAUUGCAUAGUCUCUUCUGCAAUACAGGGCUGCUGUAGGAAAUCAGUAACUUUUGACUAGGACAAAAUAAUGACACAAAAUAUGUAAGAAUUGAGUAUCUUUAAUGUAACAUCACAGAACUAUCUUAUGAAAUAGAAGGGAUUCUAAGCCAUGGAAUCACCAAAGAUGAUAAUGUUGAUAUUCCAGAUUAACAUCCAUGGUUUGCUGUUAAUCUGAGGCUACCUAGACUCAAUCAGUUUUUAAUUAUGGACAUCUGCUUUACAAAACACCACACAACUCAUAAGUUCCUUUAUGCAUAUAGGUCAAGUAACAAAUGUAUUUAGGACAUGUACUAUGUAUAAUUAAAUUAUACAUAGCAUAGUUCACUGUUUCUUACUACAGCUCCAACUAACUUGUAGCCCUUUCUUUCCUUCUAAGAAAUGCCAUUUCUUUCUCUUAAUCCCUUAUUCCUCUUCACCCAGUCAAGAGGAUCCUCCAGCUCUAAAUACAUAGAUUUCUUUAUAUACAGAGCAGAGGCCCUGAAUGAAAAAGCUAGUCUUGAAAGCCCAGCCAUUCCUAGUUCUCAACAGUGUUAACUCCCAUAAUAGAUUUAUUUCUAUUUCAGGUUUACCCAAGAGACUUCUUUUCACAGCUUUUAGCAAGACAGAUCCAAAAUACUAGGAUACAAAUGGGACUGAGAUAGAUAUAAAAAAAAAUCAAACCAUUACUUGUGGAAACUUGAACAUGUCUUUAACUUGAAUUGCCAUUAAAGUCUUUCAAAUUUUUAUAUGUUUGAGAGUAAACUCAUCCAUGUCUUAACUCUUUUCUGGCCUGUCCUUUAUUCUUCUAUUGCUUGCAAACAUGCUGGUUCACAAAGCUUCAGUCCCUUUCUCAGCAUGGUUGCAAUGUUGUGCUGCUUGCACAUAGGGAAAUCUGACUUAUGACCUGAUUUCCAGAGUAGAUCUAAGUAACCAACCCUAAACUUCUUAACUUUGAAGAAUAAUAUGGCCUGAAAGGUAAGACAACUAUUUUGAAAAUGGAUACUUUAACAGAGGAGUUACAGGAAAUAUUACAUUCCCUAUGGAAUCAAAGGAAGAACUUAUACUACUUCAAGUUUGCAAAAAUCCGUCAAGAAUGAUAGUUGCCUACUUGUAUACUUUAAUUCUUCCACGUUUACAAAAAGGUUAAAAUUGCCUCUUACCAUUUUUCUGUGUAUGUCUGAAUUGCAGUAUAAUUUGCAAUAUAUGUUGGGAUUUUCCACAUACAAGCUUUUGGGGAGGAGGAGGGAAAUUCUUUGUACUUCUGAGAAUUAAAAGAAAUUGUCUGAAGAUAGCAAGUGUGUGUGUAUAUAGAACGAGUGAGCAGAGUACUAAAGAAUAUAAAGCCGUACUAUUCUGUAAAGAGGAUGAAUAGAAAUUAUUGAAAAGCGUCGGGAGAAGUAUAGUAUUGUAUUUGUAACAAUAUUGUUCUUUGUAAACACUAAACUUGAUGAGCUCUAUAUAAAUAUAUAUAUAUAUAUAUAUAAAUGUGAGCCUAGAAUGUUGAUACUGCACAUUUAUUGAAUGUAAUUUUUCAGACUCUUAUCACAGGAUUCUGGUUCCUUUCUCUGUAAUGCAGCUAAUGGAGAGCUUGGGGUAGGGGUGGAUAUUUUUUUUAACUUUUUUGUUGGCCUCUGUUUUGGUGUGAUGUAUUUAUAUGUGCUACAUUCCUUUAUUUAAUAGAGUGCUGAUGUCUGUAAGAUUUGCAACAAUAAAAAACAAACAUACAAAAAAAAGGCAUUAGAUUAUAGCCAAGGCUUAAUUAAUGCUGCUCUAGGAAGGUGUCAUUCCAUUGCGUUACCUAGUUAUUAAUGGACUCCUUUUCCCACAGCGUUCCAGAACUCCAUAAAUAUUUAUAUCAACAUUGGACAGAGAACUUACCAUGCUUGUAAUAACUCCUGCCUUUACAGAAAG